AUGUUUUCAUUUCUCUGUGAAGACGAAGUGCGAAACACACACAGGUGAAAAGAAACAAGGGCACUCUCUUUUUUUCUGUUUUCAGAUCCAAAUAUCUAUAUCAUUCUCUUUUCUCUCCCAGAUCAUGAAUUAACCUAUUCGGAUCUUCGAAUAUUGAGUUCGGGUCCAUCCGUUUUGAUUGCUGAAUCAGGGGGAUAUAGAUCGUCUCGGUUUGUAAUCUCUCAUUUGGAUCUGAUUGAGCUCGCCGGAGAAAUUCAAAACGGACCCAAUCAUGAAUCCCUUCUCGUCCGGUACGCGUCUAAGGGACAUGAUUCGGGCAAUACGUGCUUGCAAAACUGCUGCAGAGGAACGUGCUGUUGUACGAAAAGAGUGUGCUGCUAUUCGUGCUGCAAUUAAUGAAAAUGAUCAAGAUUAUAGACACCGCAACUUGGCAAAGCUCAUGUUUAUUCAUAUGCUUGGUUAUCCAACACAUUUUGGUCAAAUGGAGUGCCUGAAAUUAAUUGCAUCAGCUGGAUUUCCAGAGAAGAGAAUAGGAUAUCUUGGCCUCAUGCUACUACUUGAUGAAAGACAAGAAGUUCUAAUGUUGGUCACAAACUCAUUAAAACAAGAUCUCAACCACUCGAAUCAGUAUAUUGUGGGGCUUGCUCUUUGUGCUUUGGGAAAUAUUUGUUCAGCAGAAAUGGCUCGCGAUCUUGCUCCAGAGGUGGAAAGAUUGCUGCAGUUUCGGGAUCCACAUGUUCGGAAAAAGGCUGCAUUGUGCUCCAUACGGAUUAUAAAGAAAGUACCUGAUCUGGCCGAAAAUUUCAUAAAUCCUGCUGCUUCCUUACUUAAAGAAAAGCAUCAUGGAGUUUUAAUAACAGGCGUUCAACUCUGUACAGAUCUAUGUAAAGUCAGUCCAGAAGCUCUUGAAUAUUUCAGAAAGAAAUGCACAGGAGGUUUGGUCAGAACUCUAAAAGAUGUCGUGAACAGUCCAUAUGCACCUGAGUAUGACAUUGCUGGCAUUACAGACCCUUUUCUCCAUAUCAGAUUGCUUAAACUUUUGCGCGUGCUAGGCCAAGGGGAUGCUGAUGCUAGUGACGCUAUGAAUGACAUACUUGCACAGGUGGCAACAAAAACUGAGUCAAACAAAAAUGCAGGGAAUGCUAUUUUAUAUGAAUGUGUGGAAACUAUCAUGAGCAUCGAAGAUAAUGGUGGUUUACGACUGCUUGCUAUUAAUAUCUUAGGAAGAUUCUUGUCGAACCGUGACAACAAUAUCAGAUAUGUUGCAUUGAACAUGCUGAUGAAGGCCAUUACUGUAGAUGCUCAAGCAGUGCAAAGGCAUCGGGCAACAAUAUUGGAAUGCGUUAAAGAUUCAGAUGCUUCAAUUCGUAAAAGAGCCCUUGGACUUGUUUACCUUCUAGUGAAUGAAAGCAAUGUAAAGCCUUUGACAAAAGACCUAAUUGAAUAUUUGGAAGUAAGUGAUCAAGAAUUUAAAGGAGAUCUUACUGCCAAAAUUUGCUCCAUUGUUGAAAAGUUCUCCCCUGAUAAAAUUUGGUAUAUUGAUCAGAUGCUCAAGGUUCUUACCGAGGCUGGAAAUUUUGUAAAAGAUGAAGUGUGGCAUGCCGUUAUUGUUGUUAUAAGCAAUACUUCUGAUCUCCAUGGAUAUACAGUCAGGGCAUUGUACAGAGCAUUUCAAACAUCAGCUGAACAGGAAACCCUUGUUCGAGUUGCAAUAUGGUGCAUUGGAGAAUAUGGUGACUUGUUGGUCAACAAUGUUGGGGUGCUCGACAUAGAGGAUCCUAUAAAAACUGUGACAGAGUCUGAUGCUGUGGAUGUUGUCGAGAAUGCUAUGAAGCGUCAUUCCUCUGAUCUUACUACUAAAGCAAUGGCUUUGAUAUCUUUAUUGAAACUCUCUUCUCGGUUCCCAUCUUGCUCUGGGAGGAUCAAGGAUAUAAUCAUGCAAUGCAAAGGAAGCCUUGUGCUUGAAUUGCAACAAAGAUCCCUCGAGUUUAAUUCUAUUAUUGAGAAGCAUCAGAAUAUCAGGUCUGCAUUGGUUGAAAGAAUGCCAGUUUUGGAUGAGGCUACUUUCAGUGGAAGGAGGGCUGGUUCUUUGCCUGCAACUGUUUCAACAUCUGGUGGGCCAUCUCUUAAUCUUCCAAAUGGAGUUGCUAAGCACUCUGCAGCUCCUCUUGUAGAUUUACUUGAUCUUUCAGAGGAUACUCCUGCACCAAGCUCUUCAGGUGGCGACUUUCUUCAUGAUCUUCUUGGUGUUGAUUUAGCACCUGCUUCCACGCAACCAGGCAUAAACCAGGCUCCCAAAGCUGGCACAGAUGUUCUAUUGGAUCUCUUGUCCAUUGGAACAUCUACUCCUGUACAAAGCAAUUCAUCUACACCUGACAUGUCAUCACCUAGUCAAGAUAACCGAAAACCAAUUGCCACAUUAGAUGUACUCUCAUCUUUACCUUCGGCGCAAGCAAAUUCUUCUGUUGGAGCUUCUCCAAUGAUGGAUUUGUUGGAUGGCUUUGCUCUUAGCCCUUUAAAGCUUGAGGAUAAUGGUUCAGUUUAUCCAUCUAUAGUUGCAUUUGAGAGCAGCAACAUGAGGAUAACAUUUAACUUCUCAAAACCACCUGGGAACCCAGAAACAACAAUAAUACAGGCCACUUUCGAAAACUUGUCAUCUAAUGCAUUUACAGAUUUUGUUUUCCAGGCAGCAGUUCCAAAGUUUCUUCAGCUGCACUUAGAUCCUGCUAGCAGCAAUACAUUACCUGCAAAUGGUAAUGGGUUGGUCACACAAAGCUUGAGAGUAACUAACAGCCAACAUGGCAAGAAAGCACUUGUGAUGCGCAUAAGGAUAGCUUACAAGCUGAACAACAAAGAUAUGUUGGAAGUAGGACAGAUCAACAAUUUCCCUCAGGAUUUGUAAGUUAAUGGAUCCAGAUAGUGUUAACGAAGCCGUGUAAGAGCUCCAUUUUUUCUUUUGUCAUCUGAGAAUCAACUUAUUACUCAUGGUAGUGGUAGUAAAAUAUCUUGCUUCAAUUCUUCUACUUGAGGGCAGUAUUGUAAUGGUUGAUAUUAUUUUUGCCCGAGUUUGGAAUUGUGCCCAAUGUCUUAAAACACCUUUCACAAAAUUUUUCCCUUUAGGUGAUCUGUGUACAUUAUUACAAAAUUUCUGUACGGAAUUGUGAGAAUCGAAUUUCUUUUAGCCUUUUUGAGGCUCAUAGAGAAAGAAACUCGUGGCAUGUCGGAACUUGAGUUGCUGUGCAGUGAUUUCUAUAUAGCACUCAUAUUUGUUA
Messenger RNA from Manihot esculenta (cassava), 3272 nucleotides. Its product is annotated as AP-1 complex subunit gamma-2. Bases 272 to 2902 code for a protein of 876 amino acids. Gene Ontology annotation, molecular function: clathrin-cargo adaptor activity. The transcript is spliced from 18 exons. Lineage: Eukaryota; Viridiplantae; Streptophyta; Magnoliopsida; Malpighiales; Euphorbiaceae. Gene Ontology annotation, cellular component: membrane coat; Golgi apparatus; AP-1 adaptor complex. Gene Ontology annotation, biological process: receptor-mediated endocytosis; Golgi to vacuole transport; intracellular protein transport. The record is from RefSeq and is a predicted model, not a curated record.